Molecule: messenger RNA, 1479 nt
Organism: Scomber japonicus (chub mackerel)
Lineage: Eukaryota; Metazoa; Chordata; Actinopteri; Scombriformes; Scombridae
Gene: lsm1
Product: LSM1, U6 small nuclear RNA associated
Exons: 4
Coding region: 155-556 (133 amino acids)
Biological process (GO): deadenylation-dependent decapping of nuclear-transcribed mRNA
Cellular component (GO): Lsm1-7-Pat1 complex; P-body
Molecular function (GO): RNA cap binding
Source: RefSeq, a predicted model, not a curated record
AGUGCAGCGCUCAAAGGGUUAAACGCGUACAGGAAGUUUAUCCCAGGCGUGUAUAAAGACGCUUCCUGUCGUCUUCUUGAAAGAAACAUAUUUUGAAACAUUCAUGGCUUGACGUUACAUCAAGAUACACGAAGCAAAUAAACAGCAGCCCAAGAUGAACUACGUACCAGGGACGGCAAGUCUCAUAGACGACAUCGACAAGAAACACCUGGUCCUGCUCCGGGAUGGCAGGACACUGAUCGGGUACCUCAGGAGCAUUGAUCAAUUCGCCAAUUUAGUUUUUCAUCAGACAGUUGAGCGCAUCCAUGUGGGGAAGAAAUUUGGUGACAUCCCCAGAGGAAUAUUCAUUGUGAGAGGAGAAAAUGUGGUCCUACUUGGAGAGAUAGAUGUGGAUAAACCCUGUGACACAGUCCUGCAGCAAGUGUCCAUCGAAGAGAUUUUGGAGGAGCAACGGUUGAAGCAGCAAGCCAAACAGGAGACGGAGAAAGUCAAGAUGCAGGUCCUGAAGGACCGAGGCCUUUCCGUCCCCAAAGCCGAUAACUUAGAUGAAUACUAACACCGCCUUGAUUCCAUGAGCCUCUCUUUCAGUUUGUACUGGACUGACAAGUUUUAUGUUGAGUUUGUGAAAGCACGAGUGUGUUUUUUGUUUGUUUGUUUGUUGUUGUUUUUUUAAAUGAGUGCAAGGCAGCAUCAUGCUGGGCAUCUAUACUGUAGUGUACCGAAUUUCUUUUGAAUCAUGUUAAGGACAAAAAAAGAUACAGCAGCUGCUCUCAGUUUUGCAGAUCAUGGUGGGAAAACUAUACUUUAUCUAUUUGUGUAAGAUCACUAUUAUGGCAAUUAUUUGACGGCAGCACUUUCUAUCUUGUCACUAACACAGCGUGUGUUUUUAUUUGGAGAUAUAUAUAAGCCUGCUAUUGACAAAAACUACUGGCUAUGCUCCAUUAAAGUGUUUAGUUUUUCAUUAGAUGAAGACCUGCUCAAAAACAUCUGUGUGUCCUCACAUUGUUUCUGUUAAUUCUCUUGUAUGUAAUGCAUCAGUAAGGCAUGAAAGGUAGAAAUAUUUGGGUGAAAGUGGACCUUUGAGCCAGGGCUCUUUUGGUCCCAGGUGAUGGCGCCAAAAUCUCAACAAGCAGUUAAGGUCACGAUGCAAUGUGAUAUCAAACGUGAGGCGCUUUCUGUUGUUAUCCCAUCCAGGCCUGUGAGGAAAUAACAUCAUUAAUUUGGUUAAUUGAGUGUAGGCAGGCGCGCGCACCAUCAUCAGACAGCCUCGUGUCUAGUUUAUUAAGAUACGAGACAUGUAUCGAUCCUAUCUGCCUCCAUCAAUCAAUAAUAUCGUUUGGACGGACACAGUGAGGUGAUAUGAAGCAGCCGCUCAGGAGGCACAAUGUGGCUGCUUUACUACACUGGCACUAACACAAUAAACAACUUAUUAUGGUACCAUGUGAAUAAGUCUUUAGCCGAUAUUCAUUGUAUGCAUUU